Synchytrium microbalum is the source of this 2526-nucleotide messenger RNA. RefSeq lists its product as uncharacterized. The record is from RefSeq and is a predicted model, not a curated record. The transcript has 6 exons. Bases 1 to 2526 code for a protein of 841 amino acids. NCBI's taxonomy places the organism in Eukaryota, Fungi, Chytridiomycota, Chytridiomycetes, Synchytriales, Synchytriaceae. Gene Ontology annotation, biological process: regulation of GTPase activity.
AUGAAAUAUCCUUCUAUAAAACCACGAGGAUUCCCUACAUUGACCAUAAACCGGAGUAGCCCAAAUCUAUUCAAUGACAAGAUACCGAUUGAUCAACAAAUAGCUGAUGCACUACUAGCCAAUAACAGCAAUUUAUUGGCACUAAUAUGUCAGUCCUCAUUUGUUGGCGAUACUGCCGCUAGUGUCUCGCUGGGUGUCUUGUCGUUACUGAAACGGGGGAAGGGUCGUGCUGCCGAAGAUUUCUUGAAACGGUUGCUGACUUCACGGAUGGGCGUCUCGCUCAAGAAGAAUAGGGAUUUGAGUGAUAUUUUACGAGACAAUAGUAUGGCAACCAUUUUAUUGAAUGCAUUCGCAAGACAAGAAGGUGUAUCCUAUUUAUCGAAAUCAAUUGGAGAAGCACUAGGGGAAGUGAUAGCAUACCUAGACCAUUGCGAAAUUGAUCCACAAAGACUUAACGCUAGUGCUGCAGCAAGUGCCGCAUUAGCAGGUGGACCACAAGCAGCUGCACAAACCGACACCCCAUUAUCAACCGAGUUAUCAGAAAACGAAAACAGACUCCGUGUAGCAUGUCUACGACUCGUAUCUUCUAUAUUCGAUAAUCGGGAAUCCAUGCCUAUAUCUCUUAGAAGAAUGUGUCAUUUCCUACAUACCGCAGUUAUUGAAUGGGGUGCUACGCUACCGAGUAAUCCGGCUAGACCGUCAACGAUGAGUAUGGUAGAUCCAGUUAGUUUGAAACGCGGUAUGAGUACACCUCUACCUGAUGAUAUUCGAAUGAUGCCUACUGGUCCUCUGCCAUCAUUACCACAAUCUUCGCGAUCAACACAUAUGAUUCCCUCUCAAUCAAACUUAUCCGAUAUGAACAGUAAAACUAGUGCACGAACAUCAUCUGAACAUUCUCAACCGAUAAACACCAUAACCAACAUAACAUCGACAACAACGACAACAAACCAAAUAUCACAACCGACCACGACAUCGUCUGAACUCAUCGAUAAUGCAUCAAAUGGAAGCAAACCUUCGUCGCUUUGUGAAAGUGAUGCUAUGCGAGGCAGUAUUGUCAUCAAGAAACGAGACCCAACAUCUUCGACAAUAGUUAGUCAAGGAACACCGCCAAUAGCAGCUUCAGGAGCGCUUCGCGUCGCUGCUACGGCCAUGACACCAGCAUCAGUAGACGACCAUACGCUGCCGAGGCGACCAAGAGCCUUCACAGGUCCCGCAAAUCCAGACCAACCAAUCAUCGGGAUGCCAUUACAAGGUCGAGGUUCAGGUGACGACUCUUCAAAAACAAGCGGGUCAUCAAUACACCUGAAUAACAAGAGUCCCAUGGCAUCACACGAGCACUUCCCUCAUAUCAGUUCAGCAAUUAUUCGACCGGCAAUCAAUUUCAAUAUUUCAAUACCGAAUAGUAGUACUAGUCCUAUUAUGCUACCUGCCGGGCUCGAAAUGUCGAAUAUGAGAUCUGCUAGCUCUGUAGAUGCUUUUGCUGCCCCUCUAUCACCUAUUCUUCGGACACCAACAUUUGUUGACAAUACGCCCUUGGCUGUACGGCUGCUCGCUGAUUCGCAGUCUCGGAUUGGCAAGAGAUGGGAUUCGGAUAAUGUGUCGAUAAUUAGGACGGUGGGAUCCUUGACCGUUGCUGAAAAGGUUAUUGGAUCGUUCUUGUUUUUAAGGUUUUUCGUACCAGCAAUGACAUCACCAGACAAGUGUGGGCUUACCGACGUCAAGAUCAGUUCGGGAGGCAGAAGAGGGCUAGUGCUAUGUGGAAAACUAGUCACAGCUCUAUGCAACGACGUCGAAUUUGGAGCCAAAGAACAAUACCUCAUGCCAUUAAACUCGUGGCUCAAAGAAAACCGAGACAAGAUGAAAGAAUUUCUUGUAUUUGCUGCAUCCCCACUUCCAGACGAAGAAGCAGAAGCCGACACCGAAGCUGACCUCCCACUUGACGGCGGUGUACGAGAACGAGAACCAACCACACCAAGCUCUCCCCAAACAUCACUCGCCCGCAAAAUCCCAGCUAAAAAGAGCGCAGGAGGACUUGGCUUUUUAAUGUCUACAUCCAUGCCAUCCCUGACUCUUUUAUCAACCGACAACAAGGUAGCAGCCGACACCCGCCACUCACAACCACCAACCCCGAUCGCCGCCGUUGCACCAGUUGACUUACGAAGACGUAGCAAGUCGGCUGAUAACCUAUCACAUGAAGCUGAUAAUUUGUUUGCAUACUUGGGUCGAUCCAUCGCCAAGAUUGAACGUGAUAUUGAAGAAUUGUUGCCUGGACUGCCGUCAGAUGAAGCUGAAGGGGUUGCUAGUAAUUUGGCAGUAUUGAAGAAAUUGUUGAAAGUCAGUCAAUACUCGGAGGGCAAUUCGACAAUGAGCAAGUCUUCGCAGAAUCCAGUCUUGUCGAGGCUUAAUUGGAUACGGGAUUAUCUUCAGAAACCGAAAUCAACUUCCUUUGAGGAUCUGAGGCCAGUAGAAGGCCGGCAUUCCGAGAGCAUGCUGAGGACGUCUCAGAGGCGGAUGACUCAAAAAUGA